Messenger RNA from Podarcis muralis (Common wall lizard), 2004 nucleotides. It is a transcript of the gene CACNG2, whose product is annotated as calcium voltage-gated channel auxiliary subunit gamma 2. NCBI's taxonomy places the organism in Eukaryota, Metazoa, Chordata, Lepidosauria, Squamata, Lacertidae. Gene Ontology annotation, biological process: calcium ion transmembrane transport; transmission of nerve impulse; neurotransmitter receptor transport, postsynaptic endosome to lysosome. The record is from RefSeq and is a predicted model, not a curated record. Gene Ontology annotation, molecular function: channel regulator activity; voltage-gated calcium channel activity. Gene Ontology annotation, cellular component: postsynaptic density membrane; AMPA glutamate receptor complex; voltage-gated calcium channel complex.
UUUCCCAGCAGCACCCCGGGCAAAGAGGUAAAAGAGCUGUUCUUCAGCACCGCGGAGUGAUCGGUGCAGGGGAGCUGUCCAUUUCAGCACCACCACGUUAAUGCAGUAGGUGGGAGCGGAACUAGCAAGGCAAGAAGAGGCGCGAGACACCGACGAGCAGCAUAUCCUGCAGCAAGCCUCCUGGUUCCCCUGAUCUUCGGAAGCUUUGCAGAGAGGGGGGAGGAAGGGAAAUCCGUCUUGCUUCUCCGGGAGAGACUCCCCCCUCCUCUGCCCAUUUUACCACCACUACCAACAUCACCACCAAUCACAACAACCGCUGCUCUGCCGCUGCCGUGAAGAGGGGGGUGAAAAGCCAUGGAAGGCAAAAUCUCAGCACCUGUUCAGCUGAAAUCAAGGGCUUACAAUAUACUGGCAAGUCUAGUUCGGUGGUAGAAAACGGGGAGCGGAGGGAAGAUCUGGAACGAGAGCGAGCCAACAGACGAACAAAAACCCCACCAAAAAAAAAAAAAAUAUCCGAAGAAGAUAACUGGAAAGAAAAGGGAUUUUUCAUGGCGCAGGCUGCAGAGCUGAGCAAGAAGACUGAAGGUUGCAUCUCUGCUCUUACAGUCUCUAACUGUCUAGGUCCAGAUAAUGAGAGAGUGUGUUGAGGAUGCUGUUUCUGUUGCCGCUGCUGCUGCUCCCCUGUUCACUGUGGAAGCCAUCUCCAAAUUAGCCAUUACAUAUGGAAACUGGAGACCAGAAUUUUAGAAAAAGGGAUUAAGGCAUCUCAUUUUUGGGGGGGUUAUCUAUUUUUUCCUUUAUUUUAUUUUUAUAUAAUAUAUAUAUAUAUAUAUAAUAUUAACCGCCGGAACGUUUCUCUUUUAAAAGGCAAGCCUCUUCCCGUGUGAUUUUUUUUCCAUUUACACUGAUUCCGUGGGCUUUCUUACCUCCCUUUUUUAUGUAUAGAUUUCUCUCUAUUGAUCUCGAAUAGAUACCCAUUAUAUUAUUAUUAUUGCUAUUAUUACUAUUAUUAUUCUUACUAGAGGAAAUAUUAUUCUUUUAUUUUAUUAUUAACAUACAAACACACACACACACACACACACAGCCCAAGAAUCAGAAGGCGUUGGGUAUUUGUAUAAUGAAGAAUUAUGGGGCUCUUUGACAGAGGUGUUCAGAUGCUUUUAACCACCGUUGGUGCUUUCGCUGCCUUCAGCCUCAUGACCAUAGCUGUGGGGACCGAUUACUGGCUUUACUCCAGAGGGGUUUGCAAGAUGAAAGGUACCGGUGAUAAUGAAACCAGCAAAAAGAACGAAGAAGUCAUGACCCAUUCUGGAUUAUGGAGAACCUGCUGCUUGGAAGGGAAUUUUAAAGGUCUGUGUAAGCAAAUCGAUCACUUCCUUGAGGACACAGAGUAUGAAGCCGACACAGCAGAAUAUUUCCUCCGUCUGAGUAAUAUAAUUGGCAUCAUUGUGUACAUAUCAGCCAAUGCUGGAGACCCCUCGAAAAGCGACUCAAAGAAGAAUAGUUACUCUUAUGGUUGGUCCUUCUACUUCGGGGCCCUGUCAUUCAUUAUAGCCGAGAUGGUAGGAGUGCUGGCCGUACACAUGUUUAUUGACCGGCACAAACAGCUGCGUGCCAGUGCUCAUGCCACAGACUACCUCCAGUCCUCUGCCAUCACCCGCAUACCCAGUUACCGCUACCGCUAUCAGAGACGCAGUCGCUCCAGUUCCCGUUCCACCGAGCCUUCACACUCCAGGGAUGCCUCUCCCGUCGGGAUCAAAGGGUUCAACACCCUCCCAUCAACGGAGAUCUCGAUGUAUACCCUAACCAGGGACCCCCUGAAGGCUGCCACUACCCCCACCGCCACCUACAAUUCAGACAGGGAUAACAGCUUCCUCCAGGUUCACAAUUGUAUCCAGAAAGAAAACAAGGACUCUAUCCACACUAACACAGCCAACCGCCGGACCACCCCCGUAUGAAGCCGUCGAGAGGGGCUGAAACAUGGGGGGGGGCUGGGAAGGUGGG